AUGUCGACGUCCGGUGACGUUGAAUCGACCUCGAGUUCGUUGCCCGGAUCGGCUGCCGGUUCUCCGAGAAGCAAGGUCAAGUUUCUUUGCAGCCAUGGAGGCAAGAUCCUUCCUCGUCCCGCAGACGGCCACCUCAAGUAUGUCGGCGGCGAGACCCGCGUCGUCUCUGUUCCUCGCACCAUUACUUUCACCGAUCUUAUGAAGAAGCUAACCAGCCUAAUCGAAGGUGCUGUGACCUUGAAAUACCAGUUAAUCACCGAGGAGCUUGAUGCGUUAGUGAGCGUAAAAUCCGACGAAGAUCUCCGCCACAUGUUUGAGGAAUACGACCGCCAAGACCUAACCGGAACACCACGGCUCCGGACUUUUCUUUUUCCGGCAAACCCAAUCAUUAUUGACAACCCGGUUGGACCAAUGGACCGCCACUCUCUUGAGCAACGGUACAUUAAUUCCAUCAAUGGUAUUAUUUUUAAUCCUAUACCGGUGUAUAAUAGUGGUUUUAGACCACCCGCUGUUAACACCAGCCAAACAAGUUUCACUAUCUCAUCUGCGUGUUCUUCCCCAAGAACACCACCAGAAGCCACCGUGGGAAACAUAGUUCCCGCGGUGGGUCCUAAUGUGACAAACCCUGAAAACACGGGUUUUCACAAAGGAGGUGCGAUGAGCCGGGCCCGUAGCUCACCUAACCUGUGUAAUUUUGGUUCCAGUUCCCAGCCCAACUAUAAGAACCAAGGCCCAAUUUCAACUCUGAACUUGGGCCUUAACAACCAGCAAUACCCUUGUUACCAACAGCAUCGCCAACCACCACCGCCGCCGCCACCCAACCACUACCAUCCACCCGUCCACCAUCCACAACAAUAUCCCAAACCACCACUAGAUCCCAGCCCACACAAGAACUCUUCUCCUGACCAUUUUAUGAGGAUGAGAUCCUCCGGGUUAGCCGAUUACUACAGGCACCAAACGGAACAAGCGCCAAAUCUGUAUGCGCGAUCAAGCAGAUCAAGUGGGCACAUGGGUUACCAAAGGGGUUCGCCUUAUGACGAGUACUAUGCGAAUAAUAAUAGGUAUGAUCGAGAGAGUCCUCCUGGCAGUGGCAGCCCGUUAGCCCGAAGCCCGCUUCAUAACAAUUAUGUUUCCAAGUGGGAUUCGAAUGGGGGACGCUGA
Molecule: messenger RNA, 1161 nt
Organism: Helianthus annuus (common sunflower)
Lineage: Eukaryota; Viridiplantae; Streptophyta; Magnoliopsida; Asterales; Asteraceae
Exons: 2
Coding region: 1-1161 (386 amino acids)
Molecular function (GO): protein binding
Source: RefSeq, a predicted model, not a curated record